Molecule: messenger RNA, 747 nt
Organism: Komagataella phaffii GS115
Lineage: Eukaryota; Fungi; Ascomycota; Pichiomycetes; Pichiales; Pichiaceae
Exons: 2
Coding region: 1-747 (248 amino acids)
Source: RefSeq, a predicted model, not a curated record
AUGUGGGACGACAAAUUAGGAUGCUUCUUCAAACUUAACGCCAGGUCUUCCGCACCGUCAGCCGAUGGUCAAGUUGACUACAAUCACUCCUCAGAUAAGGAGUAUGUUAGGUUAAGGGGUUUGGCAGAUCAGGCGCAUAAAAGAAGAACCGAGCUGUCUAAGCAGUCCCAGGAGGCAUAUCAGUCUGGUGAUGGGGAACGAGCCCACCAGCUGUCUGUAAAAGCUAAGGAGUAUCUGGCACAGGCGGACCAAUACAACCGUCAAGCUGCAGAGUAUGUAUUUGUCGAGAAUAAUGCUGACAGCGAGGACCACGAAAUCGAUUUGCACGGACUCUAUGUGAGAGAAGCUGAGUACAUUGUCAAACAAAGAAUCAGUGCCGCUGUACAGCGUGGGGAAAAGCGUUUGAGCAUUAUUGUUGGUAAAGGAAAUCAUUCUACUGAUGGAGUAGCCAAACUAAAGCCUGCUGUUGAAAAGUUGUGUGAGGAGGCUGGGCUUCAUCAUGAGGUUUCCAAGAAGAAUGCAGGAGUCAUAGAAGUUGACUUAAGUGAACCUUCACGGAUACCUGCGUCUUGGGGCCAACAGUCGUCGGAGCCUCAGUACGCCCAAUCCCAUGCUAUUCCUACUGGGGUUUACAACCAACAACAGCAACAAUCAGCACCACAACAGCAAUCUGCCUCUUCAGGCUCCUCCAUCGAUUGGAAGCUGGUUGUCAGAGUUGUCAAGUCUAUCAUUAGAUGUUUCAAAUAA